Molecule: messenger RNA, 5460 nt
Organism: Jaculus jaculus (lesser Egyptian jerboa)
Lineage: Eukaryota; Metazoa; Chordata; Mammalia; Rodentia; Dipodidae
Gene: Rbpj
Product: recombination signal binding protein for immunoglobulin kappa J region
Exons: 11
Coding region: 71-1534 (487 amino acids)
Biological process (GO): Notch signaling pathway; regulation of transcription by RNA polymerase II
Cellular component (GO): nucleus; MAML1-RBP-Jkappa- ICN1 complex
Molecular function (GO): DNA-binding transcription activator activity, RNA polymerase II-specific; RNA polymerase II cis-regulatory region sequence-specific DNA binding
Source: RefSeq, a predicted model, not a curated record
CGAGGGACCGGGGAAAGGCGUCCGCGGGCAAUCUCGCGAGGGUUGGAGUUUUGGCGAGAGUUUGUGGAAGAUGGCGCCUGUUGUGACAGGGAAAUUUGGUGAGCGGCCUCCACCUAAGCGACUCACUAGGGAAGCCAUGCGAAAUUAUCUAAAGGAACGAGGGGAUCAGACCGUGCUCAUUCUUCACGCCAAAGUUGCACAGAAGUCAUACGGAAAUGAAAAAAGGUUUUUUUGCCCUCCUCCUUGUGUAUAUCUUAUGGGCAGUGGUUGGAAGAAAAAAAAAGAACAAAUGGAACGAGACGGCUGUUCUGAACAAGAGUCUCAACCGUGUGCAUUUAUUGGAAUAGGAAAUAGUGACCAAGAAAUGCAGCAGCUGAACUUGGAAGGGAAGAACUAUUGCACAGCCAAAACAUUGUACAUAUCUGAUUCAGACAAGAGAAAACACUUCAUGUUGUCUGUAAAGAUGUUCUAUGGCAACAGUGAUGACAUUGGUGUGUUCCUCAGCAAGCGGAUAAAAGUCAUCUCCAAACCUUCCAAAAAGAAGCAGUCGUUGAAAAAUGCUGACUUAUGCAUUGCCUCAGGAACAAAAGUGGCUUUGUUUAAUCGACUUCGAUCCCAGACUGUUAGUACCAGAUACCUGCAUGUAGAAGGAGGCAAUUUUCACGCUAGUUCACAGCAGUGGGGAGCAUUUUACAUUCAUCUCUUGGAUGACGAUGAGUCAGAAGGAGAAGAAUUCACAGUCCGAGAUGGCUACAUCCACUAUGGGCAGACAGUAAAACUUGUCUGCUCCGUAACUGGCAUGGCCCUCCCAAGAUUGAUAAUUAGGAAAGUUGAUAAGCAGACCGCAUUACUGGACGCAGAUGACCCGGUGUCACAGCUCCACAAGUGUGCAUUUUACCUGAAGGAUACGGAAAGAAUGUACUUGUGCCUUUCUCAAGAAAGAAUAAUCCAAUUUCAGGCCACUCCAUGUCCAAAAGAACCGAACAAAGAGAUGAUCAAUGACGGAGCCUCCUGGACAAUCAUCAGCACAGAUAAAGCAGAGUAUACGUUUUACGAGGGCAUGGGUCCCGUCCUUGCCCCCGUCACCCCUGUGCCUGUUGUAGAAAGCCUUCAGUUGAAUGGUGGCGGGGAUGUUGCAAUGCUUGAACUUACAGGACAGAAUUUCACUCCAAAUUUACGAGUGUGGUUUGGGGAUGUAGAGGCUGAAACGAUGUACAGAUGUGGAGAGAGUAUGCUGUGUGUGGUCCCAGACAUUUCCGCAUUCCGAGAAGGUUGGAGAUGGGUCCGGCAGCCAGUCCAGGUUCCAGUAACUUUGGUCCGUAAUGAUGGAAUCAUUUAUUCCACCAGCCUUACCUUUACCUACACCCCAGAACCGGGGCCACGGCCACACUGCAGCGCAGCAGGGGCAAUCCUCCGGGCCAACUCAAGCCAAGUGCCCCCCAAUGAAACCAACACAAACAGCGAGGGAGGUUACACAAACGCCAGCACAAAUUCACCCAGUGUCACAUCGUCUACAGCAGCGGUGGUGUCCUAACUACCGUACUUUUGCUAGGACUUAAACUGACUGGAAUGCAGCAGAAAGUUGACAAAAUAAGGCACGAGAAACAAGAACAAUCUCGUGUGGUUUCUUGGGAAAAUGUCUUACCAGAUGAUGCUACUCACAAACCCACACCUGCAGGAGCCAAUCUGAAAUCAGAAGCCACAGUGAAACAGAAAAACAUCAAGUGUAUAAAUUGAAAUUUUCAGCUGUUUUUUUGUUGGUUGGUUGGUUUUUGUGGUUUUGUUUAAAUGAUCAAGAACUAAAUACGUGGCUGGAAUAAAAGUUAAGCAAACUAGAAGACACAAAUCUAACAUAGUUUUUAUGGACCAAGGAACUUGUAUAAGCUUUAGUAAAAGGUACAUUUUCACCAUACCUUUUUUUUUUUUUUUUUUAAUAUAUCACAGUAUAUAGUACACCUUGUUACCAAAUAGGUUGUUCUCCCCACCCCUUUGAGCUUUUGCUCUCAAGUACUUUGAGGUUCCAAGCCUGCCGUGCUUGUUUAAUCAACACCAUACACUUCCAGGCUCUUUUGGUCCAAGGCUGGAACUUUUUUUUUUUUUUAAGCUGAAGUCUUAUGACUUUUCAUAAGUUGAAAUUGUUUUGAUUUCAGCAAGUCAAAUCUUGUAAAGGCCUGCAUUUUUUUAAGAUUAUAUGAAGUCUGCAAAAGCUUUAAAGAACAUGCCUCUGCCUUGCCUGCAAUCCAUGCCAUGUAUGUUAACUUAGUCUGUUCUCAGAUACUGUUGACAGUAAUUUCCAUGUUUUCCUUUUUUAAAAAAUUAUUUAUAGUAAUCCAAGAGGUUCUAACAUUUACAUGGAGUUCAGUAUGGCCAUUUAGUCACAGAUGAGGUAAUGAUGUGGAAGAUGGUGGUAUCUUUUCCUGUACAUCAGCACAUCUGUUCCAGGGUUUGUCCAGGUCUCCCUCCUCUCCCUUGAAUCUUGUACAUAUCUUGUAUUAUGUGUAAGUUAAACAUUUUAUUUUGAACUUGGAAUGUUCCCAGUAAGUUCAUUCAGCAGGGUGUUUUCUACCUUGUUGGCAAAUGACAAAAAAAAAAAAAAAAAAAAAAAAAAAUUUAUAUAUAUCAUGAGAAUUACUUGCUACCAAGUGGUAGAUGGCGCCCUUAUGGUAGAAUGAGGGAAGUCUCAGCAAAUGAUUUACUAGUGCGCUCUUUUCCGUUUUGUUUAGCCUAGCCCAGAACAUCAUUAUAAUUUUAAACAUAAGUUGGCUUUAUUAGAUGAUCAACUAAAUAAACUAAACAUUAGCUCUGACAGUCCCUUAGAAACAGAUAGCCUAAACUUACAAAAACGCAAAUGUAAUGUUCGUGUCCAUUUCCCCUUUGCCUUAGUUGUUUUCCUCCAGUACUGAAGGUCUGCACAAAUGUUCUCACGCUCACAAAACCUUCCCUUCCUGUUAGCUACAUUCAGGGUUGCAUGCUAAUCUUGCCAGUUUUACAUUGCUUCCAUUCCUGCACUCUGGUUAUGUCUUUGUUCAGUUUCUUAGGAAUUGGAGCAGACUCACUGGGCUACACUUAGUACAGGAACCAUGUGCUAUGUCAAAGGACACAGUCUAGUAUUGCAGUCCUCCUCCUUAGAGUAAAAACUACCUCUAAAUUGUGGUAAGCUUUUACUGUCCCAUAAAACAGGAGCCACAAGUACCUUAUGAAUGCAAACUGUAACUUCCUAUGGUGUUUUCAGUGUCUGGUUUCCUGGGCUGUUUUUGAAAGUUUCCAUUAAUAGACUUCUAAAGGCAUCUUGUUAGGAGCAUUGUAUUUUCUGGCUUCACUCUCAUCACUCACUGUUUUGCUUACACUGUGCCUCUGUAAACAUCUUUAAAUUGCCUUUUCCUCAGUUUUCAAGGGCAAAGUCACUUGUAACUUGUCACUUGUGUCGUGGUUAAAUCAAAGUUAAUGUAUGUGGUUUUCUCAUACUGCAAACUUUUUAAACUCAACUCCAGGCUGUAUUCUGCUACAUGUAACAGCCUUUUCUCUUCUGCUCCAGUCAGUCACGUCUCCUGCCUCACCUUCAGUCUGUUUCCGUGAUCACGAGCAGAACUCAUUGUGGCCUUAUCUCUUUGUUAUAACCGUUCACUGGCUUUACUUGCAGACGUGCUUGUUCUGAGUCGUAUUUAUUCGCUGUUGAGUCAGGGCAGUAGUUCCUACAGAGUGUUUCUGUUCACAGAAUGGAAGUUUCCACUGCUGUUUUACUUUCCUGGGCCACAUGUUUCUAGAUUUGGUAUGUAGUUAAAGAAUCAUAUCAAAUUAAUCAAUAAUAAAUGAACAAAUUAUUCCUUACCCAACUCUGUAGCUCAGAAUAAUUUUUCAAGUUCAUGGUGUUAUGAAAUGAACUUUUGCUUUUUUUUAAAAAAAGUGUUUGUACCUUAUUUCAGUUCUUUUGUUUAUUUUAAUGAGAAAAUUGAAAUAACUAGACUGUAAAUCGUUUCCUGUUUUCUUUUUUGGCAAAGCCCAAGAAUGUACUUACACAGGCAUUUUCCCACCUGUUUGAUGCCAUUCUCCUACCAUGGACUAGAAUGAGAUGAAACGUCUGUUUUAGUGUAUUGUUGAUUGGAAUUUCUUUUUGUCAGCUGCUUUUUUAUAUAUAUAAAGAGACUUUCAUGGAUUUGUGAUCAUUUUAAGUAUAUGACUUACAGGAGCCUUACCCCUCAGUUACAGCAGAACAUGUCCCUCCCAAUGCCAUUGGAGAUGCUGGUCAUUCACCUCAUAAAGACUUAGAAUGGUGAAGUCUUCAGUUAAAAUGUAGUAUGUGGGUUUUGCUGUUAAAAAAUUCUGUUUUAGAAGUGUGUGGUAUGCUCUCAUAAUUCUAUGCAACUUCUCAAAAUAUGUGUAGAUGCUGAACCUGUGAGCAGGAUGUCUUUAUCAGUGUCAUUGAACUUACCGUGUAGAUUGGGAAAGCAAGCUGAAGGCUUCAAAUAUGGAAUGCCCUUUGCAUUGUCAGUGAUUUCAGAGUCAAACACUAGUAUAAUAGUUAAACUGCUGCUGCUGUUUCUUAAACCAUGGCAACUAAAGGCAUCCUCAUAUAGAAAGAAGCAGUGAGGUAUUUGUCACUCACUGCACAGGCUCACUUGCUGUCAUCUCAAUGGGUUCAGAUUCUGCUUAGUCUCUACAGUGCUGGUGAGUCAAAUCCAGGACCUCAAACAAGUAUGUUUGCUGGGUGGAUUUGUUUUGUUUUUGGGGCAAAGGCCUCAGUCUGUAUCCCUGAAUUCACAAUUGCAGUCUUUCUAAGCCUCCCAAGUGCUAGGGUUAAAGAUGUGUGUCAUGCACCCAGCACUACUUUUGUUUUUGAUGAAAUUUGGACAUCUGUGUGCUCACAGAAAAUUUCCAACAUCAUUUUAAAGAACUAACGAGUCAUGUUAACCAGAAAGUCCAGUGUAUGUGUGGGAGGGUCCUUUUUGAAAUGAUGCUACUCAGUUAUUAACCAAGUGAACUGACCUUAUUUCCAGCAGCAGCUGUGUUUCUGAUGAGUACUGAACAAAUGUGUCAUUUUCUGUGCCAGAUUUAGACUUUGUUUUCAGACACUGUAAUUUGGGAUGGAUGGUUAGAAACAGUAAUAUAUUAAGGUUUCUAUUUAACCCUUUCAGGACUGAACUGUAUCUUCAAUUAAUUUUUUUCCCUGUGUUGUGAUAAAUGUUUGCCAGCAUUCAGUACUGUGUGGGUCCAGAUGUAGGUUUAUAUAAAAGCUCAUUUUUAGCUUAUUUCUUGUACCUUGCAGCAUGCUCUACACAUUCAGUCCUUAAUGGGUUUAUUUUACAAACUGUGCGCCUGUAAGGUUUAUUAGCAAUAAGAUAGAAAAUUGAGCAAGUUUAUAUCAUAAUUUUGUAGAAAAAUCUGCUCAAUUCCAUAUUUCAUCCCUGAAAAAUCUGCACUAUGGGCAGUUUCAAGGAAUAAUAAAAGGAAAUGUAAACCAUG